This is a messenger RNA of Aspergillus fischeri NRRL 181, 975 nucleotides long. RefSeq lists its product as uncharacterized. NCBI's taxonomy places the organism in Eukaryota, Fungi, Ascomycota, Eurotiomycetes, Eurotiales, Aspergillaceae. The record is from RefSeq and is a predicted model, not a curated record. Bases 1 to 975 code for a protein of 324 amino acids. The transcript has a single exon.
AUGGAUCAACGUCAGAAACGGUUUACCAGGUUGCCACACGGACUUCAGAAAGCCUCUCAUCCACCAGAUGAUAAAGGCACCUUACAAGACAUAUUAGAGGAAAAACUGUCCUCCCUGCACGUCAGCGACGCACGAUUGGCGCAGCUUCAGAGUUCCGGAAAAGAAAAGGCCAACAAGAUCACUAAACCCUACCGUCAGACUCAAAAUCAGUCUGCGCCAGAGCUUAUCAAAAACAGUGAUUUCCUGAAGAGGGAACACCCCUCAGGGAAAUAUCUCAUGACAUGGGAGGUGAACCAGGCUGGUAUAGGCCGUUUAGGCCUGGAGAAUUGCGCUGGUUAUAAAUCAAGGGUGGUGGUCAAAAAAAUUAUGGCUGAAAGGCAACACAAAUCCAAAAAUCUGAGAGCCACCGAUGAUCAGUAUUUGGUCAAUUUACAAGAAGCAUUUUUCGAUCAGGGCUACUACUUCCUUGUCUAUCUAUUUCAAGGAUUUGCAAUUGAUCUGGCAGUCACAUGCGCCACACCUCAUGUUCAAUUCAGUGAAGCAGACAUUGCAACUGUUUGUAGAAGCAUUCUGAAAGGGCUGGACUAUAUCCACGAGGUUCUUCAGAUGAGUCACGGAAACAUGGAUCUCAAGCACAUUUUGCUCUCCGAAAACGGUUGCAUUAAGAUUGGUGCGUCUGCCGCCUUUCUCCUUUCCCACUUGUUGCUCACGCUACAGGUAGCCAACAUUGGAAGAAGUCUGCUGGAACACCAAAGUCUUAAAGGCAGAAGAGACGACAUCAAGAGUGUCGGCCUGUUUGUGGUCCAUCUGAAGGAGCCGGCGACAAUCCUGGAAGACAAAAGAACACAUCUCUACAAUCCACAGAAUGUCUCGAACCAGGCAAAGGGAUUCAUUGAGGAGGCACAUACUGCUUCCUGCAAACUUCUACUGCAGGUAGAUUUCCCUUCUAUUGAAAGAUCUUGCGGAAAUCACUAA